Molecule: messenger RNA, 1659 nt
Organism: Fusarium tjaetaba
Lineage: Eukaryota; Fungi; Ascomycota; Sordariomycetes; Hypocreales; Nectriaceae
Product: MDM31-mitochondrial Distribution and morphology
Exons: 3
Coding region: 1-1659 (552 amino acids)
Biological process (GO): mitochondrion inheritance
Cellular component (GO): mitochondrial inner membrane
Source: RefSeq, a predicted model, not a curated record
AUGCCCCAUCGGCCAACCAAAGAGGAACUGCUCGAGGCCGCCAACGGCUUUUGGCAGCGUCUCAAGGUUCGUCUAAAAUGGGUGUCGAUCAGAAGUAUGAGGCCGUGGAAUAUUGAUGAAUGGGGUGCUUUUGUUUCAUGGUUUCUUUUCGGCCACCUCGCUUGGAUCAUCGUCGGCACAACCACAUUCUUCUCCCUGAUCAUUUUGUCAAUCAACACUGUUGUUGCCCAAGAAACACUCGCGCAAUGGGUAGGUGACUAUUUGACACAGUCUGCUGGCGUUACCGUUGUUUUCGAGUCUGCUAUUGUCCCCAAGUGGCGUGAUAAUGUUAUCUCUUUCCGCAACGUUUUUGUGUCCCGACGACCUGGCCAAGGCAACGUCUCAUCCGUAAGCAAAGGCUCGUCAGAUGCUGCCGCCGAGGCUGCCGCUGGCCGCAAAGCAGAUUUCGUGGGAACGUCUGAAACUGAGGACGAUGGAAACUACACUCAAUUUGACGUCACUCUUUCAACGGUCAAUGUCACGUUGUCAUUCCUGAACUGGUGGAAUGGCAAAGGACUGUUGAAAGAUGUUGAAAUCAAGGGUGUUCGCGGUGUCAUUGACCGAACUUCAGUGACAUGGCCAGCCGAGGAGGUUGAUCCUCUGUCAUAUCGUCACAAGCACCAACCAGGAGAUUUUGAGAUCGAAAAGUUCAAAAUGGAGGACCUAUUACUCACCGUUCACCAACCAGGCGGGUUCCGGCCAUUCUCUAUCAGCAUCUUCUCUUGCGAGCUGCCCCAGCUUCGCAAGCAGUGGCUAUUUUAUGAUUUCCUUUCAGCCAACCACAUGUCAGGGUCUUACGAUGGUUCCCUGUUUACGAUCCAUCCCCGGCAAGUCCACGGCGUGGUACCCAGUGGUAAUGGUGACCCAGAAGCUUCUGUUGGUUUUGGUGAUCCCAAGGCGUGGAAAAAGUUCAGUCGGCUCCGAAUUGAUGGUUUGAAGAUAGACCAUCUCAACCGUGGUGUUGAGGGGCCUUUUGGCUGGAUAUACGAAGGGAAUGUUGAUAUUGUUGCUGAUGUCAUGUUUCCCGCCGACACCGACGAGAGCAUCACCAAGGUCAUGGCCGACUUCUACGAUCAGCUUGAAGAAAUCGUCGACACAAAUAGGCACCGCUUCAUGCGCAACAUCCAAGAGCAAGGCCCUGCUCUUCUUACAUCAGGGCACCUUUCAGACUCAGCUGGAGAUAUCCACGGCGAAGAGCCACCCGUCGAGCCGCAGACAAGUGAUGAUGAGCGUCGCUACCUCAUCAUGGACCUCCGGAUCUCCAUGAACGAUGUCAAAGCUGCAGUUCCUCUCUUCACCAAGGAUAUGUCAUACGUCAAUCAGGCAUUGGUCCGUCCUAUCGUUGCUUAUAUCAACGCGAAGAAGACAUACAUACCAAUCAAUUGCCGUAUCGUGAAACGAGCCAGCGACUUCGAUGGUAGCUGGUCGAUCUUUGACUGUGGUCUAAUGAACGAUAUGUCAGCGGAGACAUAUGAUGCAUUUGCGAAUGACGUCGAAAACCAACAGAGCCGAGUUCGGCGGUUCAAAAAGGUUGGGUUCUGGACCUUAUCGCUUGCGGUCCAUGCCCUCUUUAUGGGAAUGGCGGGCAAUGUGGUGAGCAACAUGAUGGGUGGCAACUGA